Messenger RNA from Seriola aureovittata, 3662 nucleotides. It is a transcript of the gene hdac8, whose product is annotated as histone deacetylase 8. NCBI's taxonomy places the organism in Eukaryota, Metazoa, Chordata, Actinopteri, Carangiformes, Carangidae. The transcript is spliced from 11 exons. Bases 164 to 1300 code for a protein of 378 amino acids. Gene Ontology annotation, molecular function: histone deacetylase activity. The record is from RefSeq and is a predicted model, not a curated record.
CUAACCGAGCGGCGAAGUCCAACAAUUGAACCGACUUUACCGGGCUGGGGGGGAAUGUUGACGGUGUAACACCAGAAGAGAGAACAGGACGCCGCUCGCAUCGCUUCACUGUGAAUUUGUUUUUAGCUUCAGUUUCAAACAAUUUAGGUUUUCUCGGCCGUCAAUGAGUCGCAGAGGAGACAGCGAUGAAGACAGCUGUGGUACACGGAGAGUCGCGUACGUUUAUAGUUCGGAGUACAUCGAGACUUGCGACACUUUAUCCAAAGUACCAAACCGGGCGAGUAUGGUCCACUCACUGAUAGAAGCCUACGGGCUGCUCGGACAUAUGAGCGUUGUGAAGCCUCGUGCAGCCACCAUAGAGGAAAUGGCCAAGUUCCACACUGAUUCCUACCUGGAGCAUCUUCAUAAAAUCAGCCAGGACGGAGACAACGACGACCCCCAGUCAGUCGACUAUGGCCUGGGUUACGACUGCCCAGUGGUGGAGGGGAUAUUUGACUAUGCAGCUGCAGUCGGGGGCGCCACACUGACCGCAGCCCAGUGUCUGCACGACCAAAAGUGUGAAGUGGCCAUCAACUGGGCCGGAGGUUGGCACCACGCUAAGAAGGAUGAGGCGUCGGGUUUCUGUUACGUGAACGACGCUGUGCUGGGAAUCCUCAAACUGAGAGAGAAAUAUGAGCGCGUCCUCUACGUGGACGUCGACCUGCAUCACGGAGACGGUGUGGAAGAUGCCUUCAGCUUCACAUCCAAAGUUAUGACCGUCUCUCUGCACAAGUUCUCCCCUGGAUUCUUCCCAGGUACGGGUGACCUGUGUGACACGGGGCUGGGUAAAGGUCGUUGGUACGCCGUGAACGUCCCGCUAGAGGACGGCAUCAAGGAUGACAGAUACUACCAGAUUUUUACCAGUGUGAUGCAAGAAGUGCGGGCGCAGUUUAACCCGGAGGCGGUGGUGAUGCAGCUGGGUGCCGACACGAUGGCGGGCGACCCCAUGUGCUCUUUCAACAUGACCCCAGUGGGGGUGGCCAAGUGUCUGCAGUAUGUCCUGCAGUGGCAGCUACCUACACUGCUGCUGGGAGGAGGAGGUUAUAAUCUGGCUAAUACAGCUCGCUGUUGGACUUACCUGACGGCGGCGGUGCUGGGAAAGACUCUUUCCUCUGAGAUACCAGACCACGAGUUUUUCACAGAAUACGGACCCGACUACUCGCUGGAGAUCAGCCCGAGCUGUCGACCAGACCGCAACGACACCAAACACCUGGACCAGGUCAUCAGCACCAUCAAAGGGAAUUUAAAGAAUGUGAUUUAGGAGCCGGCAGCCUCAACCUCCUCCGCACACACACACACACACACACACACACACACACACACACACACACACACACACACACACACCAUGUUUCCAAUCCAGGUCGAUGCUCGGCGGCUUUAAUGAAGACAAUAUGGAGCGGACCCCUUCGGCCCCGAGGCACGGAGCGAACGAACGAGGGAGGGAUGAAGGCAGGAAAAAGAGAGCGAGGGAAGGUUUUGGAAAACAUUAGCUGAGUGUUUCCAGGGGAAAACAGUUUAAUAAGAGGGGGGGGGGGGGGGGGGGGCGGUGAUGUGGUCGCUGUACAAUGUUGUUCACUGUUUUUAAUCCUUUGUUGUUUUGAAAAAGUUAUGUGUGUUUGUGUGAAUGAGUGACUUUACGGUGUGUUCAGUGCGGUUAUGUAAAACUGAAUUACAUCAGGAUUUUACAGUCGGCGCACCCCAAGUUUUUUUAUUUUUCUUUUUGGUAUCCAGGGGAUGCGUUUGUGUGCGUCCUAUCAGUUGCACAUUUCAAACUAAAUGGAAAUAACAGAUUUUUCAGGUGUCCGGUUUCACGUUCACCCCGGUGCUGCUGUGAUUUUAACCCCCCGAAGACAGAUAAGCACUAAAACAGACAUAUAGCGAAACAGCCUCGUUCCCAAAACGCUCCGUUAUCCUUGUGAAAGAAAAAAAAGAAAAACAACCCUGGGUUUCUGAUCAGGUCUGGAAAGUCCUGAAAAGUAUGUGAAAAGCCUGUGUGAAACUUGGACGGUUUACAAACAAACUGUCUGGAAAGGUUUGGGAAAUAGCCGGUUACAGAUUCUGAGUUGAUUUGCUCAGCCACACUGUUCUGACCUCUGGGCGAAAUCUGCAAAUCAAACAUCUGGACAGAGUUUGGAAUUUUAAAUGGAAGAUAUGUAGGGAAAGUUAAAAAGGUUUUUUUUUUUUUUUUUCCACAGACGGACAACAGCAGAGAGAUUACGUGAACUUUAAGGAGGAUUUAGAUAAACUGGUUUUGGCACGACUGGAGAUGUAGGUAAAAUCAAUUCAUCUCAGGUCACUGAACAAAUAUGGCUGCCGCAGGUUCCCCCACAAGGACUGGAAAUUAAAGUAUUUGGACGUCACCCAAACUGUGUGUAUCAUUCUCAACUAUACCAUCAUAUAAACUACACACCAAGGCUGUGUGUCGAGCCUCACUCCCUUCUUUGAUGCUGAACGAAAAUCCUCGACAGCUGUUCGAUUACAAACAAACAAACAAACAAACAAGCGAUGAAAUGUACAGAAAAUGAAUUAAGUUAAAGAGUGAGGUAGCAAAGAUUGCAGUCUGUUUUAUUGGCCGUUAAGAUUCCUCAAACUGCUCUAAAAAUAGAUGCAAAGGGCAUCUGGUUACUUCCAUGUUUGGAGAAGUUUGUUAAAACAGCAAAACCUCAUUUAAUCCCUCCAGCUAUAGUUUGUGAUUUGGCAGAGUCGCAUCGAGCAGCUUCAGCCGCUGCACAUCAAAACUGAACAGUGACCAAAAUCUCUAAAUCCUCCUAAUGAAGCUGAGGUGCAUGAGGGAUGUUGACAUUUUAACAUGGGGGGGGGGGGGGGUAAACAAGUGAAGAAAACUUAACUGGAUCAUCAUCAAGUCUUUGGUAUUGCUGCAUUGAUCGGUAGCUCAUGUUUGACAAUAGAAACUAGUUUGAAAAAUAAUUCCCGACUCAAUGUCCACAGAUUUGCUUUUUUCAGGAGCUUUCAAUCGCAUGUUCCUCACUUCCCACUCCUUCAGCUGCAAAAUGUGAGCAAAAGCUCCAGAAAAAAGCUAGUAAGUGGACCUUGAGUAAAGAUUUUUUUUUAUUUUUUGGUGAAACUACUAUGAAUGUUCAUUUUUAGGCAUUAAAAUCCAUCAUUGGUUUCUUUUUAAGAUUCACAUAUCAAUACUUCCUUUCUUUUCUUGUCGUCUUUUUUUUUUAAUUUUUGCACAUUUAAGAGAAAAAAAAGUAGUAAAAAUGAAGGAAGAUUCUGCCUUAUCUUGCAUUUUUAACUGCUGCUGAAUAAAAUAAAAAACACAUUUUAAACUUGGUAACGAAAAAGAAAACAACAGUUUUAAUAGUUAUUUCCACCCGUGUUUCAUUCUAAAUAUAUGUAUGUGACAUCACUUUUCACUUCAACACUCAUUUGACCAAAACUUUUAAACCCCACUGUAGAUAAACAUGACAUCCUGUGUGUUUAGGGUAAAGUUGAUCAAGUUGAAUAUUGAAAAGAAAGUAUUGUAAACUGUUUGUUUUGCUUUUUUUCAUUUUAUGUUUAUGCAUUUGUUUCACAGAAUUACUUCUUUUUUUUUGUUCGUUUGUUUUUUGAUGUUCAUACCACGGACGUUUGUUGAAAUAAAAGACAAGAGAGCA